UUUGAAAGUAUUUUAUUGAUGAAAAAAGUUUUCGAAUAUUUUUUGAGAUUUUUGAUUAUUUAAAGGAUGAUUUUGUGAGGAAUUAAGGAAUAUUAAGGAGAAUAUUAGGAUAAAGUUUGUAAUCAACAAGUCGUUAAGCAGCAAAAUUAUUGAAAUACAGUAAAAAUUGUCAAAAAUUAAAUUCAAAAAUGAGCAAUCGAAAUACUCGACUGCCAUAUAAUGAGAGAGCAUUCUCUCCUCAGCGAAUGAUGAGUUCCAAUAGCUAUUCAUCAUCAAAUAGAAACCAACAAAUUGAUCCAUUUGACAAUUCAUCAAGUAGAUAUCAACAAGCAUUCUAUCAGCUCCAAAGUGAUCAAGGCAGAGACAUCGACAACUCAAAUAAUCAACAAAAUCAGAAUGAUUUUGACAGUGGGUGGUUUAGGAAUGAGACAGAAAGUAGAAGAAACGAUCAAGUAAAUAGUCAAAAUACAAGAGGUAGUUAUUCGGGAUAUGAUUCAAAAAGCAAUCAAAACUUCACAAACUCAUCACUCAGCACACAACUAUCAAAUAUUAUUGGAAAUUUCACAUCAAUCAAUGCUGCUCAAGAUCUUAUGCCUUUCAAUUCAGAUGCAAGAUUUCAAUCUUCAAACUUACGACCGUCAGAUGGAUUGGAUCGUAGAACAGAUCUUCGAUCAGAUUUAAAUUAUAGAUCGUCAGAUCGUCAACUAGAUUUAAGCUUUAGAUCAUCGGAUGGUCAACUAGAUUCAAAUUAUAGAUCACUAGAUCCACAAAGAUCGAAUUAUAGAUCAUCGGAUUAUAGAUCAUCGGAUCCACAAAGAUCGGAUUAUAGGUCAUCAGAUCAACAAAGAUCGGAUUUUAGAUCAUUGGAUCCACAAAGAUCGGAUCAUAGAUCAUCGGAUCCACAAAGAUCGGAUUAUAGAUCAUCAGACCUAAAACGAUCUGACUAUGGCUCUUCGGACCAACAAAGAUCAGAAUACGGAUCAUCAAAUCAGCCAAGGUCCGAAUACGGAUCAUCAAGUCAACAGAAAUCAAAUGUAGGUUCAAGCAGUCGUAACUACAAUUCUGUUUGGGAAAGUGAACAAAAUGCAUUUGAUGAUCGGGUUUUAAAGAGAAGUGAGAGAAGUCGAGAUGAAGGAAGAAGAGAUUACAAUUCAAGACAAGAUGCAGGCAGUUUUAAAAGCGCUCCUAAAGUCAGUUCAGAUAGUUCAAAACUGAAACCUAGAACUUCAGGACGUGAACCAGAAAUUCGUUCUAUUAUUGAGCAAAAGGCUAGGGUUGAAAAGUUCCCAGACAUUGGUGAACCUAAAAUUAAUCCUAGAUUUGAGGACGUGUUUGAUUUGGUGAAAAAAGAAGACAAUGGAACUUGUGUCUAUAGUUGUAAAGUCUGUAAAAUUGAUUGUCUGCCUGAUAAGAAUGUUCCAACACAUUUAGCUGGCAAAAAGCAUAGAUAUUUUUUGAAAUUGUUUGAAGACUCUCUGCCUGGAAAAACAAAGUUUCAGAAGGAGAAGCAUUUGAGAGAAAUAUCAAGAAACAAGAAGAACUACGAUCACAAACCAAUGUUCGAGGUAAUCAUCGCAUCGAUUAAACAGCCAUUAAUAGCAUUAGAAUAUAUUGUUGAAGUAUUAGAUUCGAAAGUAAAAGAGCCUUGUUACUAUUGUGUACUAUGCGAGAAGCGAUGUGAUCCAAGAACCAUUGAAAAGCACCUUAUAUCUCAGACACAUAGGAUCAGCUAUUUGACAAAGCACUUUGCACCAAUCAUUGAACAAAUUCAAGCUUUUCGUCGAUUCAAUGAAGAUUUGGAGUUCCGUCAAAAGGUUUUAUUCAUAGUUUGCUCACGAAUUGAGGUUAAAUUUGGAAGAUCAUCAGCAUUUGUCUAUGAAGGUCAUGACUUUCUUGAUACAAAAGCAGAUAUUUGUGACAACAUCAACUUAAAAAAGCAUGUCACAAUUGAUGACAUUCCGAAUGCUGAAGAGAAACUGCUUGAAGGAAUCAAAUUGCAUGAUCCGAAAUGGGAAAGUGAAAAUGCUCCAAAACCGCCAAGAGAGUCACUCGAAAUUCCUUUCAGUAUGAAAAGGAAGCGAAAAGUUCCUGAAAAUGUUCUCGAAGAGUUCAAAUCAACUGUUGACUAUGCAAAGAGGACAAUGGAAGAAAAGUUGAGAGAAUAUGAGAAAGAUCCAGAUUCACAUCCUAAAUAUAAGGUUGAAUGGGAAUUGUUCUGGAAUAAGAAGAUUGAUGACAUGUCAAGACGUGGGGAGGACUCAACAACUCACAGCUUUCAUGAUGAAUGGUGUUCAUUCUUUGUCAGGCGAAUGCGUGAACUUCACGAAAAUGAAAUUAAAUCGAAAGUUGAUCAAAUUAGAAGAAACUUAGGAUUGACGAUGGAGGAUCUUGGUGGAAAAUCAGACAAUCCAGAACCAAAGAGGAACAGACAUGAUAAUCAGGAUAAAGAUAGACCUUUAGGUGAACGUAGAGGAAGAUAUGCUAAUAACGGCGAUGAUGAAGGCUCACUCGAUGAAGAUUUCAGAGAACUUGCUCCAAGAAUUCCAAAGGAUGUUCUUUAUAAAAAAGAAAAGAAAAUUUUUAGCAAAUUCCUACAUGAAGUUGGAAUUGACCAGAAUAAGCGCCCAAAACCUCAACCAAUUUUAGUAGAACGACGGGAACCAGUUGAUCGAACAUUGCCUCAAAGAUCCCCACCAAGAUCGAAUGAACCAACAACUUUAAUCACAACAUGCAGACUUCUCACUUCACUUGAGCAAGAAUUAGGUCUUUUAGCUCAAAAGGUCCUCGACCUCCUCUCAAAAUCCAUCGCAUUCGAACGCGAACAUUCAAAACCGUCUGAUGAACUUUUAUUUGAAAAUGAAAACCUAAUCUUAAUCGAAACUGUAAAGGAGAAAAUAAUCGGAAUGCAAAUGGCACAUUUGAUAUCACAAAGCAGAACAAAAGCUGUUGAACAAGCAGUCAAUGAAAUCACAAAGCUCAUUGGACAGCAUGAAAUGAUGAUAAACAUUAAGAAGACAUUGAAAGAAAUGGGAAAGGAUGAAGCUGCACCCGAAGAAAUUGAAAUGUUAAAAGUCAUGUUUAUGAAGAAGAAUGAUAAGGGUUCUACGGAAGGGAACGACGAAUAUAUAGGUAGAAGACAAAGACGGAGAGCAAAACAAAGGGAAAGAGAAAUGGAAGCUAAGGCAAAGGAAAGUUUUAAAAAAUAAUUAAUAGAUUUUAAAAAUAAUGAUUUAAUUGAAAUAAAUAAAAAUGAG
This is a messenger RNA of Chironomus riparius, 3254 nucleotides long. The record is from the annotation of a GenBank genome assembly. Lineage: Eukaryota; Metazoa; Arthropoda; Insecta; Diptera; Chironomidae.